Messenger RNA from Vigna unguiculata (cowpea), 878 nucleotides. RefSeq names its product Plant self-incompatibility protein S1 family. The record is from RefSeq and is a predicted model, not a curated record. NCBI's taxonomy places the organism in Eukaryota, Viridiplantae, Streptophyta, Magnoliopsida, Fabales, Fabaceae.
GAUUGUGCGAUUUUGGAAGAAUAUAGAAAGAAAAAGAUUGAGAGUACACUAAAUACGGCACACAAAUAAUGGUGAAACUUUGACACAACAGUGUCGAAGGAACGCACAUAUAUAUAAAGGCUGAGAAGGUAGCAGAACAGAGAUAUUGAUAUUGAUAUUGAGAUUCGUUUUGAUAACCGACCAUGAAACUUUCUGUGAGUGUUUACCUUAUUCUGUGUGUUGCCUCUUCCAUUAUCAUGGUGAUGGCCACAGUACAGAGGGCGAGGUUCUUGCUGGGCACCAACGAUUACUACGUUAGAGUGAUCAACGGUUUCACUGACAAUUCCUCUGUGCCGUUGGUGAUCUGGUGUUCUUCCGAGGAGAUGGAUCUCGGGGGGCGUGCCCUUCAGGAGCACGAUGAUUUUAGCUGGGUGAUGAGGCCAAGUUUUUGGAGCAGCAAUCGCAUGAAGUGUACCAUGAAAUGGGACAGUACGAGGAAGAGUUUCGAGGCGUUUAAGGCUUCACGAGACACCGAGCGAUGUGGGAUUCACAGGACGUGUUCCUGGAUGGUGACUCAGGAUGGGUUCUAUUUCAGCAAUGAUGAGGUUAAUUGGAGGAAGGACUUUCUGUGGUGAAUGUGUGAGAACUGCGAUGCCAAGGUUUUUCCCCUUCAUCUUGGAUUCACAUCACAGCCCUGCUUCAAUCUGGGGAUGCUAUCUAUCACCCAAUGUCAGCAUAGAGGAGUUUUGUAUAAUUAUAUAUAAAUGAAAGGAAUAAAAAUGUGUGUGCGGUUUUUGUAAUGGUAGAAAAGGUGACGAGUUUUGUUUUUGUUUCAUCGUAACAUCGUAUGUAUCGGUCGAGAAUCUAAAUGUUUUGCUUGUAGAACUCAGCUAUGAUAA